Messenger RNA from Paramecium octaurelia, 2335 nucleotides. Lineage: Eukaryota; Ciliophora; Oligohymenophorea; Peniculida; Parameciidae. The record is from the annotation of a GenBank genome assembly.
AUGAAGAAAAUUAUUUAAGAGAACUUAUCUCCUGAAGAGGCUAAAACUCUCUGGAAAUAUCUUGAUGAAGCUUGUUAUCUGAUUGCUGAAAAUCAAAGUAUAAAAUACUAGAUUGAGAUUUCUAGCUAAACAACUCUCCUUCCAAGAAUUGUAUCAGCAUGCUUACAAGUUGAUUCUUAAUAAGUUCGGCGAUUUCGCCUAUUCUUAGUUGCAAGUCUCCAUUCAUAACAUCGUGGAUAAACUCAUCUAUCCUCUAAAUAUUAGCAAUGAUGAUUAAUUAUUGAAUGAUUUUGUAAAGGCCUUUGAAGAAGUCCAACAUUUUAGUAAAUUAUUGGCAGGCAUUCUACUUUACAUGGUAUAUAUCCUUUUAUCCAUCAAUAGGAAAAAUCCUAUAUUCUCUAGAAAUCUCUCAAGACUAUAAAAACUAUUUGCAAUGAAAGUUUUAAAAUUAAGUGUUUUGAGAAGGACCAAAAUCUAGCUACUAAAUUACUCAAUUGUUUCCUAAGUCAAAUACGCAACGAUAGAAAUUCUCAAGUCAUUGAACAUUUUAAAUUGAAAAAUGCAUUAUAAAUACUAGUACCCAUUUUCAUUCACUCUAGAUCGACCUCAAUCAAGAACAACAGAUCAAAAUCAAAGACUACGCUUACACUAUUGACUACAGAAUCAAUGACGACUUCUAUAAAUACUUUCUAGAACGAAAACUAAUUUAAGAUUCUAACCGCUAUUUUAAAGAAGAAAGUUAGUCAAAUCUUAGUAAAAUGGCUAUUGAAGAAUACAUACUUUUUGUAGAGAAAAGAUAUUUAAAUGAGGUAGAGAGAGUUGAAAGUUAUAUACCUAAAAUAACACAUCAAAAGGUUUUGGAUUGCUUUAUCAAAAAUUAUAUCACUUAAAAUGCACAACACAUCUCUUAAGGUCUCUAUGAUUUUAUUGAAAAUGAAAAAACUGCCAUAAUCAUUAAGAUAUUUCAAUUAUUUGUCAAAAGUGAGGAGUUCGAUUUAUUUGUAAAAAAAUUAUCUUAGAUUAUCAUUGAUGAUUUACAACUAUUGAAUUAGAAUGAAAACACUCUACAAGGAUUCAUUAAAUUGUAUGAGAAGAUAUUCUCCCUAUAUGAUAAAAUUGCUCAAUAUGGAAACAAUGAGCAUCAAUACAAAUUUCAUAAAGCCAUAAAAAGUAUUUCCUUUAUUAAUUAAAUUAGAUGCUUUUGAGUAAGUCAUUAAUAAAGACAACUUUAUAAUGAUGGAAUUGAAUAAAUACUUUGAUUUCUUAAUGAAAAAGGAGACAUUGCGAGAUGAAGAGAAAAAGUUACAAAUUGAUAAGGGAUUUCUCAUUUUCAAGUUAGUGCAAUCGAAAGAUGAAUUCGAAUAAAUCUAUAGGAAACAUCUAUGUGUUAGAUUAUUAGAUUAAACAUAUAGUUCUUUGGAAGUCGAAAAAGAUUUAAUUAAGAAACUGAGAUUAGAAUGCGGCUCAGUUCUGACUCACAAAAUGGAAACCAUGUUUAGUGAUUUGGAAAGAAGUAGUGAGGAUAGUUAAAAGUUUAGACAGAAAUUGUCAUAAAUUUAAAGAGAUUCCAUUGAUUUAGACAUUUUAGUUCUUACAUCCGAAUAAUGGCCAAUUACUGACUCUUAGCCAAUUAUAAUUCACACAGAAUUAUAGUUAUGGCAAUAAUAAUUCACUUAAUAUUAUUAAAGCAAGAAUUCAAAGAGAAAAUUACAAUUUAAUUAUGGACUAGGUUCAGUGUCUCUUAAAGCUACUUUUGAUUAAAAUAGUAAGAAAGAUUUUGUAUGUUCUGUUUUACAAGCAACCAUUUUGAUGCACUUCAAUAAAUAACGUGUAUAUAAGAUAGAUGAAUUGAUCAAAUUAACAAACUCCGACUAAGAAAUAAUGUAAUAAGAAUUGGAAAAUCUUCUAUAGUUUAAAUUAUUAAUUUAAAACGAAGAAGAGAAUACAUUACAAUUAAAUUAGAAAUUCCAACAUCGUAGUUAUAAAAUUAAAGUUCAACCAAAAAAGCAAUAAUCUUGGGCUUUAUGUUCAAAAUCAAAAAAUAAAUAGUAGGAAUUCUAAUUAGAUUCCAAAGAAAUUGUAUUAGAUAGAAGAGUGUAUUUGGAAUCAUUGAUUGUAAGAGUUCUCAAGACCAAAAAAUAAUUGGAUCACAAAGAUUUAUUUAAAUAUAUUGAUAAAGAUGCUAAGACCAGACAUUUUCCAGUUGAAAUUCCUUUUUUCAAGGAAUGCAUAGAAAAUUUGAUUCAAAAAGAAUAUUUAGUUAGACAAGAAGGUUAAUUAGAUACUUAUAUCUAUAAAGCAUGAUGAAUAUUAUAAGAAAAUUUCUUUAAAAUUU